AUGGAAGACGAUCAUAAUCUAGACGAGCUAAAACUCAAAGCUCAAUCUUUAGAAUCAACAAAGGAAAAGCUUAUGGCUGCAAUUCAAACAACGCGCCAAUCCAUCUUUAAUUACCAAUCAUGAAUCUCUCAGUUAGAAAAGCAAAAUGAAGCCUUGGAAAUUGAAUUAUCCAAGAAGAAAGAAGAAAUAAAAAAUAAAAGAAGAUCUUUGAGGGGCAGAUAA
Molecule: messenger RNA, 222 nt
Organism: Blepharisma stoltei
Lineage: Eukaryota; Ciliophora; Heterotrichea; Heterotrichida; Blepharismidae
Source: the annotation of a GenBank genome assembly